Bursaphelenchus xylophilus (pine wood nematode) is the source of this 4678-nucleotide messenger RNA. The record is from the annotation of a GenBank genome assembly. NCBI's taxonomy places the organism in Eukaryota, Metazoa, Nematoda, Chromadorea, Rhabditida, Aphelenchoididae.
AUGAGUGAUUUGGAGACGGGGAUACGAUGGGUUUUGGACAGGGCACGGGGUCUGGAUGAGAACGUACAAAAAUUGCUGCUUGGCGAUGACAUUAAAGGUAAGACUGAGCACUAAUACUUGGCUUAAUAGUACUCAGCAUUAGACAGUAAAUCUUUUAGUUCAACUUCAUCAACUGCUCACUGACAAAUUACAGUUGCCUACAGUAAUCCUAUGUAUCGCUCGGUAUUUAUACGAGAAAGAUGAAAAGAAAUCUGCGCUUAUCGUUCUGGACCUUUUCGAUCGUGAUAAUUACGCCCAAUCAAGGUUGUACCGCAAACUCAGAGAGAGAUUACUCUUGGAGUUGGAGGAAUAUCAAGAAUACUUGAAUUAUGGCACUGGUCAGUCUAUUUUUUAUUACUUUUCACAUUUUUAAUUUUGAUUUUUCUUUAUUUUGUCGCCUUUUUUAGACUCCUGGAAUUGCAGCUUGAUCUGCGCUUUUAAUGGCAGCGAUUUAGCCUUGAAAUAUUUAUGGGACUGGAAAAAGGUAGUCAACUUUAGCCGGCCUUCUCAUCGUCACUCCAUUACUACUUUGGAUGACUCUAUUUCCAUUUCAGAUCUCGCCAAACGACCCAAAACUUGGUCUUUUAUUCUUGUUUUUGAAUAGAUUUAAUGACGCCAAAUUUGAAUUGGAAAUGAAAAAUCAAGUGACGGAAGAAGGCCUGGGGGAUAUUUGCUUGUGCUAUAUGCAUAUGGUGAGUAAAUAUUGUGGCAGGUGUAUAGAUAUGCGUAUCAUAAGACGAGAUAUGACUUUAGCAAUGGCCCCAUCUUGCCUUACCCUACCUAACAAAGCUGCAUUUACUCAGCAAUGAUAUCGAGACAAAGUUUACAAGCUUCCUCGAGCGAUGCCGUUGUCUGAUCUUUAUGAAUAAGACUUCUGAAGCCUUAAAGUUAUUGACGGAGGGGAAGAAUGCAUUAACAAUAUGUGACCAAGAUGUAAGUGUCUGAUAUUAUACAUAUAGUUCGGUUCAAUUUUUAUUUUUCAGCGGCUGUGGAUCAACUUAACAUUCACCCUUUGCCACCUCACAAGUCAUCAAUUGGCAAACUUUUACAACGAAAUCUCCAGAUUCAUCAAAUCCCUAGACUCCAUAGAUAAUAUCCCUUUGGACAUGGAAAUCCAUCUUUUGGAAAUGCUAUCAUUUUAUUUCUUGACCACCAAUCAAUUGAAAAAGACUCUUCAGACAUCUCAAAGCCUUCUAAAACUUCUGCUUUCGAAUAACGAUGACAAUAUUUAUAGUCAUCAUCUAGCUACUGUCUAUGGGAUAAUCGGAAAAGUCUUUAUCGCAAGCGAUGAUUUUGUUUUGGCCGAAAUGACAUUACUCAAGGGCUUGGAGAAGGCGGGGGAAAUCGGAGUUCCCACUCUGAUGGUUGAUUUACUCAGCAUUCUGGUUGGGAUGUAUAGAUCUAUGAAGAAUAAUGUAAGUUAAAGGGGGAAUGUGAGCCUUAGAUUUGAAAAAAAAAUAUGAUCUAACUCCAGGAUCUCCGCCAUCACUAUCUAAAAGAGGAACUGGGCAUUCUCUCCCAGUCCGAUGGCUCUGAAUCCAUUUAUUUCGAGUGGAAGGUCCGUCUGGAUUACGGUAUUUACCUCAAAGACGAAGCUCAGUUGGAAGAUGCUGAACUUGAAUUGGAAAAAGCUUUGGCCAUUGUCCAGGAACUCCAUUUAUCGAUUGAAGAAGCCCUGAUCCAUGAGAUUUUGGCCGAGGUUUCUGCCGAAUCAGGUGAUGAACAGAAGAAAUAUUGUAGAUUAGAACAAGCGAAGGAAAUCUGGGUACAAUUACCGUAUCCCAAGAAGACGGAAAGGGUUUCAAUCAAAGUGUUGGAGACUAUGGAAGAGCUGAAAAUUGUGCCCGAGGCAAUAAAAUUGGCCAAGGAAUUGCUAGAAAGAUCAGAGAGCAAGACAAGGGUUACUGUAACAAUAAUUUUGGCCAGAAUUUUGAUUAAAGAAAAGAAAUUUGAAGAGAUUUAUUAUUUAUUAGAUCAGGCCAAAAAAGAGGCCAAAUCUCAAGGAAUGGCCAAGGAAUUGGGCCAUAUUUACGGACUUUUUGGAGAGUUUUACUUUGCGAUUAAUAAUCGAAAAAUGGUCAGUAGAAUUUACAGUAAAAUUGAUUACUUCCAAUUUAGGCCGUAAAAAAUUUCUGUCGACAAGUUCAGUUCUUUGACUUUAUGAACGAUCCACAAGGGCAGACGGACACGUUGAAGUACAUAAUCAUGCACAAAAUGAUCAAAAACGACAUCUCUGGAGCUAUAAAAGUCAUCAAAAUGAGAGUGACGGCAGCCGAAAAAGGAUCCAUAACUUUGAAUGUAAGGCCAAAAGAAAAUGAAAUAUUUUUAGUUAACUGUUCUUGACCAAUCAAUUACAACAUUGCUCCAACUGAAUGCCGAUGAUGACGUCAUCGAUUGUCUCAACAAAAAAUCUGAUCUUAUUCUCAACAACAGCCUCCCCGAUUCUUCGGAUCAAAUAAUUGUGUUGAUCGCUCGACUCAAAUCUCUGAAUCUCAUGUACAAAGCCCAGACAAUCCUCUCAACUUAUCUCAAUCAGAAUCUCGAGCAGUGCGACGAAAGACAUUUCCUUGAAUUAUCCACUUUAUUGUCAGAUUAUGACCAACAAUUGAGUGUCGAUCUGCUGGAAAGUAUCAUCUACUCUGAACAUUUCCAUAUUCAGCUUGUAAAUCGAUUAAUUUAUCUAUAUUUGGAUAUGGGAACGAGUGAGAAGGCCGUGGAAUUGUUCAGAGAUUUGACCAAAAAAGAGAUCCAUCUGGAUUUCUUUGAUGUCCUCACAAUGAGUCUAGUGGAAGGGAGUAUUGGCAGAGAAAAAUGUGUGGAAAUGGCAUUGCAAUUGAGUGGUACGACUUUUUUGAUUUCAAGGAUACUGUAUUUUAAUCGAAACCUAAUUAUUUUUGACCUUGUUUUAGAGGAUAAUCAAACAGAAUUCUUCGAUAAUUUCAACCUGUACAACGAAAUUCCCCAAGAUAAAGUCAAACUUCUUUCACCGAAAUCUCAAAUUCACUGGCUUUUUUGUCAUAACCGAUAUGAAGAUUCGCAAAUUGAAGUCUUAACCGACAAUUUAAUCAAGGAAAAAGUGAUGAGAUUAGCAUUGCUAGAAGAAGACCCGAGUCAACUCUUGUGCACUACUACUUAUAACAAUUGGGAUUUCGAUUUCGUCACAAUAAUUCUGAUGAUCUUCUUUGGCGAAGACAUCUUCGACUCGAUUUACUCCUGUGAAUUCCGAAAAUGGCUAAAAAUUCAAGUUGAGUGGACAAAGAUUGGGAAAAAGUUUGAAUGCGCAAAUUUGGACAAGGAGAAACUCAAAAAUAGCCUUCGAAAAUACGACAACUUUGCGUAUAUUCAUCGAUUUGGUGAUUAUAAAAUUGUCUGGAUCAAGGAAAAGGACACAAAAAACAUCUUUAUCACCAGCACGUCUUCAAGAAAUACCUUUUGGAAUACGAUGAUUAAUCGACUGGUCGAUAAACAAAAGCUCCUCAGAAUCUCCACAGAUCACUUUCAAAGAAUUCUAAAUGAGUCUGCACAUUUAUUCGGCGAUUGUUUGGACCAAAAGACUUCUGCUUCCACCAAUUAUUUCAUAAUCAAUCCCCCCAAUAAACCGCCAAUUACCCAUGACUCUUCAGUCAUUAUGAUUGGAAAAUCUUUUGAAGAAUAUCAGAAGAUCCCUGGAUUCAUCCUCCUUUCCACACAAGAAGAUGUUUUUCAAACAUUAGAUCAGGUCAAAUCUAUAAACAAAUCGGCCGUCUUGUUGGUGGAUCCAAUCGAAUUAAACCCAAUAUUCCUAUUGGAGACAGAAGCCAGGCCAAAAGUAUUGGUGUUGGUGGGAAGCACCUGGUCUCAUCUACCUCUCUGGCCGGUCAUUUUGACUUCAACGGACUUCUUGAUGAUCUACAAAACUUUUGAAGAUUUCCAGAAAGAAAUGAUUCCGUGUUUGAUUGAACAGGUAAAUCAUCAUGAUGAAAAGCAGUUGGAUUUGGUUGGGAAAAUACAAGAAGUAUCCAAAAAUGGUAUACUCCACGCCAAUUCAGACGGUGAAAUCGAUGUGAGGUGUAAAUCAGUAAAGCUGAGAAAUUCGUUGAGAAAAGUGAGUCAUCAUUGUCUCUGAAGUUGCGUAAGAGCUUUCAAAAAUUAUAAUAAAUAUAAUACUUUGAAAUUUCAGGCUUUGACCGAAAACAACACAUCAAAUUGGCUAACCAAGCACCCGGAAAUUAUGGCAAUUCCCGAUGAACAAGGUAGAAAAAUUGCUUUACCAUCUUACUUGCAAUUUACUUUAACAUUUUUAGUCCUCCGAUUUCUCGAUUAUCCAAUGGCCAAUAUUUGUGAAGUAAUAAUCAAUUCGACCGAACCACACAGGACGAAUCUUCAGCAUUUGUAUUACGGUAAAUAGAGGACUAAAAACUGAUUACGAUUUUCAGAUUACUGUAUCACACAUCAAAUGUUGGAAAAGGAAAUCUUUCCCGUCCAUCAGAAAGUGAGAUAUCGCAGUAGAAGGAAAAAGAUGCGGCCCCGGUCAGGGAUGUCAUCUCGAUGUUCUUCCCGCAGUUCCAUGAAUAGUGACGUCUGUCUGCUUUCCGAAGCCGAGACCUCCGAUUCCGAAUCCACCUCCCGGGUCAGAGUGAUCGCAAUAGGAAUGGAGUAA